This is a messenger RNA of Neurospora tetraspora, 1934 nucleotides long. RefSeq lists its product as uncharacterized. Gene Ontology annotation, biological process: intracellular protein transport; vesicle fusion. The coding region runs from base 1 to 1677 and encodes 558 amino acids. Gene Ontology annotation, molecular function: phosphatidylinositol binding; SNARE binding; SNAP receptor activity. The record is from RefSeq and is a predicted model, not a curated record. NCBI's taxonomy places the organism in Eukaryota, Fungi, Ascomycota, Sordariomycetes, Sordariales, Sordariaceae. Gene Ontology annotation, cellular component: endomembrane system; SNARE complex; membrane. The transcript has 2 exons.
AUGGCCCCCCCAGCCGAGAUCUCCAUCCCCACAACCUCCAUAUCCACCCCCUCCUCUUCUUCCGAGUCCGGUGGCUCCUCAAAACCCUUCACCCUCUACAACAUCACCCUCCGCCUGCCCCUCCGCUCCUUCGUCGUCCAAAAGCGCUACUCCGACUUCCUCGCCCUGCACCAAGCCCUCACCUCCCUCGUCGGUUCCCCGCCUCCCGAACCCUUGCCCGCCAAAAACUGGUUCAAAUCCACCGUCAACUCCCCCGAGCUGACGGAAAAGCGCCGCGUCGGUCUAGAGCGCUACCUCCGCGCCAUCGCCGAGCCGCCCGAUCGUCGGUGGCGCGAUACCCCCGUCUGGCGCGCGUUUUUGAACCUCCCCGGGGGUGCCGGUGGCAAUGCUGCCGCUAGCACGACCGGCAGCGGCAGCGGAAUUGAGGGAAAGAUCCCCGCUAUAGGACUUAAAGACGCUAACCUCGCUGCUGCCAGCGAUCCGGGCACGUGGCUGGAUCUGCACCGCGAGCUGAAGGGCGCACUGCACGAGGCGCGCGUGGCGCUGGGGCGGAGGGAUGGGGCGACGGAGAAUAUGACCAAGCUCGAGGCGGGCGCAGCGGCGAAGAGGGCGCUGGUUAGGGCGGGCAGUUUGUUGGGCGCGUUGCAGGAGGGGUUGGGGGUGUUGAAGAGCUCUGGGAGGGUGGGCGAGGGGGAGUUGAGGAGGCGAAGGGAUUUACUGGCGGCGGCGAGGGUGGAGAGGGAUGGGUUGGACAAACUCAGUUCGAGUCUGGCGCAUGCGAGCAGGGAGGCGGCGAGGCAGGCUUCGAUUAGUGGGCCGUCGGGGAGUGGGAGUAGUAGUGGGGAGGCCGGGGAGAGAGCCAAGUUGUUUGCUGGGUCUUCUGGUGCUGGCGGCGGGUCGGUGAGAGGAGGGAGGGUGUUGGGUGCGCCGCUGCCGGAGACGGAAAGGACGAGGGAGUUGGAUAAUGAGGGGGUGCUGCAGCUGCAGAGGGAUACGAUGCGCGAUCAGGAUAUGGAGGUGGAGGCGCUGGCGAGGAUUGUGCGGAGGCAGAAGGAGAUGGGGCUGGCUAUUAACGACGAGGUUGAGCGGCAGACGAACAUGCUGGAUACCCUUAACACUAAUGUCGAUGUGGUGGAUAAGAAGUUGAGGGUCGCCAAGGGACGGGAGCAUGAGCAGGGUGGUGAUGAUGACAGCUUCAACAGGAUGAUCUUUGUCAUGUCAAGCGAGGAAAGUUCCGUGGCCGAGGCUGUCGUUCUUCCCACAGUGGUACAAGGAGAGCAACAGGAUGAGGUUCUUCACAAGGUCCGACACGGGCGCUUACAACUACGACGAGACCUAUGGCUGUAUGAAUCAUUACCAGAUGCCAACGACGGAGACGACCGCAGCAGCAUCAAGAACGAAAAGAGUAGGAUGACAAAAUCACCACAACAACAAGAGGACAAAGGAGAAAGGGAAAGAAAGGAAGAAGGAGCAGUGAAGGGUAGGCCCUCGGGAGGCGGCGGCGAAGAAGGUAACAUGUUCGACGCCGUCCUUUUGCUUUGUGUCAAGGGCGUUCUCGCCGGCGUCCAGGGGUUCUGGUUGUUGCAGUGGGUGUUGGGAGGGUUGUCGGAUGUGCUCACUCGCGUGGUGGAGUUUGGCCUACUUCUUUUGGGACAACCUACGGAGUCAUUUGGUUGAUUCAUCACUCUUUCCCUUUUGACAAACUCUCUUGCUACGGAGAUGCUUUUCUUUUUGUUUGAGGAGUAUUGGGUUGUUGUUUGAGUGUCCUGUUUACCUUACCGUUUGGCUUAUAUGUCUGUCAUUCAUUACAGUUUACAGCGUAGUGGAUAUAUCACUUGGAGACCGGUAGAAAUGCUGUUCUCAUCAUAUAGCGUAGAACAGAUGUUGAUCAAAUUGUUCCUUGCCUGUCCUGUCUGAAGACGAUGUCACGAAGC